Oncorhynchus mykiss (rainbow trout) is the source of this 3705-nucleotide messenger RNA. Lineage: Eukaryota; Metazoa; Chordata; Actinopteri; Salmoniformes; Salmonidae. The record is from RefSeq and is a predicted model, not a curated record.
UUAUAAGAUUAAAAAUGAAAUAUUGUAAUAUGAAACUGAACUGGGGAAUAUUGGCUAAAUGAUUUAGGAUCAGAAAUGUAUUUGGUUAUGUUUGUGUCUGCAGGUGAUUCCACCUGGAGGGCUGUCCUCUCCAAGGCUGAACGAUCGGUAUCAGAAUGACUAGGAGGGCUGUCCUCGUCAAGGCUGAACGAUCGGUAUCAGAAUGACUAGGAGGGCUGUCCUCUCCAAGGCUGAACGAUCAGUAUCAGAAUGACUAGGGCUGUCGUCGUCAAGGCUGAACGAUCGGUAUCAGAAUGACUAGGAGGGCUGUCCUCUCCAAGGCUGAACGAUCGGUAUCAGAAUGACUAGGAGGGCUGUCCUCUCCAAGGCUGAACGAUCGGUAUCAGAAUGACUAGGAGGGCUGUCCUCGUCAAGGCUGAACGAUCGGUAUCAGAAUGACUAGGAGGGCUGUCCUCUCCAAGGCUGAACGAUCGGUAUCAGAAUGACUAGGAGGGCUGUCCUCGUCAAGGCUGAACGAUCGGUAUCAGAAUGACUAGGAGGGCUGUCCUCUCCAAGGCUGAACGAUCGGUAUCAGAAUGACUAGGAGGGCUGUCCCCUCUAAGGCUGGACGAUCGGUAUCAGAAUGACUAGGACUGGAGUUCUGCUCUCUGUAUUAGUGCUCUGUUGUUCUGUGGAUGGCGUGGUCCCAACACCAUCAAUACCUUCCUGCUGAAGCCAUUGUUGGUAGCCGUUUUCAAUCUACUCCAUUACAUUGACAUUUUAGUGGAGACUCAGGCUCUUGUGCAGGUGGUGUCUGAUGUUUUCAUACUCUGGUGGAAGAUGGGCAGGGACUACUGUCCAACAGCAAGCCAUGUGCCAUAUCACUAUGGAACAGGUUUAUAAUAAGGAGUGGGGCUAUGUCACUAUGGAACAGGUUUAUAAUAAGGAGUGGAGCUAUGUCACUAUGGAACAGGUUUAUAAUAAGGAGUGGAGCUAUGUCACUAUGGAACAGGUUUAUAAUAAAGAGUGGGGCUAUGUCACUAUGGAACAGGUUUAUAAUAAGGAGUGGAGCUAUGUCACUAUGGAACAGGUUUAUAAUAAGGAGUGGAGCUAUGUCACUAUGGAACAGGUUUAUAAUAAGGAGUGUGGCUAUGUCACUAUGGAACAGGUUUAUAAUAAGGAGUGGGGCUAUGUCACUAUGGAACAGGUUUAUAAUAAGGAGUGGGGCUAUGUCACUAUGGAACAGGUUUAUAAUAAAGAGUGGGGCUAUGUCACUAUGGAACAGGUUUAUAAUAAGGAGUGUGGCUAUGUCACUAUGGAACAGGUUUAUAAUAAGGAGUGUGGCUAUGUCACUAUGGAACAGGUUUAUAAUAAGGAGUGGGGCUAUGUCACUAUGGAACAGGUUUAUAAUAAAGAGUGGAGCUAUGUCACUAUGGAACAGGUUUAUAAUAAGGAGUGGAGCUAUGUCACUAUGGAACAGGUUUAUAAUAAGGAGUGGGGCUAUGUCACUAUGGAACAGGUUUAUAAUAAAGAGUGGAGCUAUGUCACUAUGGAACAGGUUUAUAAUAAGGAGUGGAGCUAUGUCACUAUGGAACAGGUUUAUAAUAAGGAGUGUGGCUAUGUCACUAUGGAACAGGUUUAUAAUAAGGAGUGGGGCUAUGUCACUAUGGAACAGGUUUAUAAUAAGGAGUGGAGCUAUGUCACUAUGGAACAGGUUUAUAAUAAGGAGUGGGGCUAUGUCACUAUGGAACAGGUUUAUAAUAAGGAGUGGAGCUAUGUCACUAUGGAACAGGUUUAUAAUAAGGAGUGGAGCUAUGUCACUAUGGAACAGGUUUAUAAUAAGGAGUGGAGCUAUGUCACUAUGGAACAGGUUUAUAAUAAGGAGUGUGGCUAUGUCACUAUGGAACAGGUUUAUAAUAAGGAGUGGGGCUAUGUCACUAUGGAACAGGUUUAUAAUAAGGAGUGGGGCUAUGUCACUAUGGAACAGGUUUAUAAUAAAGAGUGGGGCUAUGUCACUAUGGAACAGGUUUAUAAUAAGGAGUGUGGCUAUGUCACUAUGGAACAGGUUUAUAAUAAGGAGUGGGGCUAUGUCACUAUGGAACAGGUUUAUAAUAAAGAGUGGAGCUAUGUCACUAUGGAACAGGUUUAUAAUAAGGAGUGUGGCUAUGUCACUAUGGAACAGGUUUAUAAUAAGGAGUGGGGCUAUGUCACUAUGGAACAGGUUUAUAAUAAGGAGUGGAGCUAUGUCACUAUGGAACAGGUUUAUAAUAAGGAGUGGAGCUAUGUCACUAUGGAACAGGUUUAUAAUAAGGAGUGGGGCUAUGUCACUAUGGAACAGGUUUAUAAUAAGGAGUGGGGCUAUGUCACUAUGGAACAGGUUUAUAAUAAGGAGUGGAGCUAUGUCACUAUGGAACAGGUUUAUAAUAAGGAGUGGGGCUAUGUCACUAUGGAACAGGUUUAUAAUAAGGAGUGUGGCUAUGUCACUAUGGAACAGGUUUAUAAUAAGGAGUGUGGCUAUGUCACUAUGGAACAGGUUUAUAAUAAGGAGUGGGGCUAUGUCACUAUGGAACAGGUUUAUAAUAAGGAGUGGGGCUAUGUCACUAUGGAACAGGUUUAUAAUAAGGAGUGGGGCUAUGUCACUAUGGAACAGGUUUAUAAUAAAGAGUGGGGCUAUGUCACUAUGGAACAGGUUUAUAAUAAGGAGUGGGGCUAUGUCACUAUGGAACAGGUUUAUAAUAAAGAGUGGGGCUAUGUCACUAUGGAACAGGUUUAUAAUAAGGAGUGGGGCUAUGUCACUAUGGAACAGGUUUAUAAUAAAGAGUGGGGCUAUGUCACUAUGGAACAGGUUUAUAAUAAGGAGUGGAGCUAUGUCACUUUGGAGCAGGUAGUGAAAUGUUGUAAUUGUGUCACCGAGUUGAAAAAGGAUCCCAAUAGUGGGAUGAAGAAGCAAGGUGUAGCGGGUACAGAACAGGAACAGCAAGGUGUAGCGGGUACAGAACAGGAACAACAAGGUGUAGCGGGUACAGAACAGGAACAGCAAGGUGUAGCGGGUACAGAACAGGAACAGCAAGGUGUAGCGGGUACAGAACAGGAACUUCCACCAUAAAUAGAACCAGGACACAUUUAGUAAACUUGAUCAAAGUUUAUUGUUGAGCGUCUGGUCCAGUGUUUCUUUAAAGUAUCAACGAAAAUAAUAAUUAGUAUUUUUCAUGAAGAUAAUUAUGACGUAGAACCCAACACAUGAGGACGUAGAAACCAACGACGUAGAACCCAACACAACGACGUAGGAACCCAACACAUGAGGACGUAGAAACCAACGACGUAGAACCCAAAACAUAAUGUAGAACACAAUGACGUAGAACACAACACAUGAGGACGUAGAACACAUGAGAACGUAGAACCCAGCACACGAGGACGUAGAACACAACGACGUAGAACCCAACACGAGGACGUAGGAACCCAACACAACGACGUAGGAACCCAACACAUGAGGACGUAGAACACAACGACGUAGAACCCAACACAACGACGUAGGAACCCAACACAUGAGGACGUAGAACCCAACGACGUAGAACCCAACCUGUCUGGCCUUGAUCUCUGAGCUGCCAGAUCAAUAGUAAAAAUGUAUUGUGGAAGGACCACCAGAGGGCAGGCUGGGCUCACGGAUAGUAGCCCAACAAGGCAUGGGAGACAAGGUAACCAGAGGGCAGGCUGGGCUCACGGAUA